Molecule: messenger RNA, 1965 nt
Organism: Poecilia latipinna (sailfin molly)
Lineage: Eukaryota; Metazoa; Chordata; Actinopteri; Cyprinodontiformes; Poeciliidae
Product: ephrin-B2a-like
Exons: 4
Coding region: 1-849 (282 amino acids)
Source: RefSeq, a predicted model, not a curated record
AUGCGAGCGCUUCGAGCCUUCCCUCUUACUCCGUGUGACUGCUGCAAAUCUAGCAUCACCUCCGCCAGCGCCGGGAAACAUCCCACCGAGAGACGCUCGGGCUCGACCGUGAACCCGUUGGCCCGCUCCACGGGUUCCGAAUCUGUUGUUUACUUCUUCUGUGGGCCCACAGUGCAGGUUUAUAAGGAAAAACAGGCUUGUGUUUUUUUUUGUUUUUUUUUUAAAUUUCCCUCCAUUCUAAUUGUCCAACUUUCUGUUUCUCUCGCUGCAGCCACGUCGGACGGGACGCGCCAAGGCCUGGACAGCAUGAGAGGGGGCGUGUGCGCUACGAAAGGCAUGAAGGUGGUCCUGAAAGUGGGACAGAGCCAGUACGGACUGCCCCCGAAGAAGGACCAGCCAGCGGGACGCACGACCAGCAGAAUCCCAGGUGGAAACGCCACCCAGCCUCGAGGGCCCUUUGGAGAUGGAGGCAACGGUGAAAACGGACCCCUCGAGUCAACCAACAUCGCCUUCAUCGCUGGCGUCGCAGGAGGCUCCGCCUUCCUCCUGCUGGUCACCGCCGUGAUCUGCGUCGUGUGCUACCGCCGGAGGCACGCCAAGCACUCCGACACGCACCACCCACCGCUGUCGCUCUCGUCCCUCACCAGCCCCAAGCGCGGCGGCGGCGGCGGCAUCACCAGCUCCAACAACAACGGCUCAGAGCCCAGCGACAUCAUCAUCCCCCUGCGGACGUCGGACUCGGCCUACUGCCCGCACUACGAGAAGGUGAGCGGGGACUACGGGCACCCCGUCUACAUCGUCCAGGAGAUGCCGCCUCAGAGCCCGGCCAACAUUUACUACAAAGUAUGAGACAGCCGUCUGGACACGCCUGCCUUCCUUCAACCACGACCAGCCAAUCACACCCAACAUCUCCCAAAUGAAGCCACUACAGAAUCUGCCAUCAUAGCUCCAAACUGGAUCGCCUCAGUAGUACCAGUAUUGUCCUUCGGAAACCCCCUCCCACCCUACUUGCCCUGGCCACUGUUGUGUUUCUAGCUGAAUAACCCCCCCCCCCUUCCUUCCAUAACCCUACUUCACACAACUGGGCCAUUAAGUGUGAGUAAGGGGUUAUGUUGUAACCGCACAUAACCCUUCCUAACAAGGCCCUCAUGAUUGGGCAAGAGGCUCUGAAUUCCCUCGUCUUGUUAUCUCAGAGCUAAAUGAGCCCCCACCCUUUAACGCGCCACACACUUCUUUUUUAAGAGUGUGAACCUGGUGUUGGGAUGUUUUAAAAGAAAAAAAAAAGAGACUGAAAGGAUUUUGAAAAGAGGACUAGGCUCCUGGACCCACUUGGCACCAAUGAACUCUGAUUCUCAGAGAGCCACACCCGCCUUGCCCACCACCCCAUCCCCCUUUUAGAUCUCUAUCAUCCAAUCAGAGACGAGCCCCUCGCCGCUAACUCGACAAUAGCCUCCUAGUUUGUUCGUGUUUGUUUCAAUCGAGAAAACAGGCUUGGGGGGGGCGGCCUCGGACUCACACCCUGAGCCGACACCGGAUCCCCGGACGAGGCCUGACCAAUCGGUGACUCUCAGAAUCGUGUAUAUUUUAAUAAAGCGUGUGUUUGUGUGACUGUGCGCGAGCGUGCAAAACAGUUGGGUAAUAAUUAUGGCGAUGCUGCUGCUGCUCCACAUUAGAGUGCAGUUAGUGUGCUUCAGCAAGUUUGCAGACAUGUGAGUGUGUGUGUGUGUGUGCUUUUCUGCGCGUGCGUGCGUGAGUGUGUGUGUUCUUUAGACUUGUCUUAAAUACCAAAACACAAAAUAGUGAGCGAAUAUCAAAAAAGUGAGAUUUUUUAUGGCUAUCAACACUUAUAGAUUAUAUAUAUGAAUAUCCAGUAAAUAAUUUCUAGAUGUUUUUUAUUGGUUUAUUAUUUUUACCCACUUCUGUUAAACUACACUUCUGUUUCUAAAUGUUUUCAUUUGCUUUUUA